AAUCAAAGUCCCCAACCGAUGCAGCUAUAGAAGUAGGAAGAGUUGAAGAUCUAUCCGUGUGGAGAAGAAGAAAACAGAGCUGUACAUAUUCGGAAACCUACAUACAGAAAUUGUGAAGCAUUAUGGGUGGGCAGGUGUCAGUUGACGAGAGUGUUCAUGUGGUGAUUGUCGGUGGUGGUUUUGGCGGCAUUGCAGCAGCUCAACACCUUAAACAUUACGGUGUGCCCUUCAUGCUUAUUGACGUCCUGGAUGCGUUUCAUCACAACGUUGCAGCUCUGCGUGCCUCAGUGCAAACUGGUUUUGCUAGAAAGACGUUCAUACCAUACAAAGAGACAUUUGGGCUGAAUUUCCUCCAAGGCCGUGUCAUACGGAUAGACACAGAAACGCAGACAGUUGUGCUUGAUAAUGGAAAGGAAGUUCGUUAUUCCCACCUUAUUCUCUGCACUGGAACAACUGGAUCCUUCCCAAGCAAACACAAUUCUGUGGACACCUACAAAUCAGCCAUACAGAAGUAUGAGGACUUCUUCCAUGUGAUCAAGGAAGCAAACGCCAUUGUAGUUGUUGGUGGUGGAACCACUGGUGUUGAAAUGGCAGCUGAGAUCAAGACAGAAUUUCACGACAAGAAGGUGGUUCUGAUUCACCCGCGGGAGGAGGUGGCUGAUCCUGAACUCCUGCCUUGUGUCAAAGAACAAGCCAAGCAGGUGCUGCUGGAAAAGGGGGUGGAGCUAUUGCUAGGGCAGAAAGUGUCAAACCUUGAAGAGCUGGAACUGAAUGUGUGUCGGAGCGGCAUGGUGGUCAAGACCAAUAAGAAUGAACAGGUCACCACAGAUCUUGUCAUUUGCUGUACAGGGAGUAAGAUCAACUCUGAAGCAUACAGGUCCAGCAUGAGUUCAUGUCUGGCAGAGAACGGUGCUCUGAAGGUGAACAAGCACUUGCAAGUGGAAGGUUUUGACAAUGUGUAUGCUGUGGGCGAUUGUGCCAACCUCAGUGAACCCAAGAUGGCAUAUCAUGCUGGACUUCAUGCUGGAGUAGCUGCCACUAAUAUCAUAAACAGCCUGUCAGGAAAGGCUUUGACUUCAUACAAAACAGGUAAUGUGACUAUGCUGAUUGCGAUGGGCAAAGAUGCCGGAGUGGGCCAGUUUAACGGUUAUAAACUACCUCGAUUUCUGGUCACCAAGGGUAAAAGUGAAGGCUUGCUGCUGUGGAAGAGCUGGAGGGAAAUGGGACAAAAAGCCCCAAACUAAUAGAAGGUUACCUAACAAUGUUUACAUCAUACUCACAAUGUGUGAACUACGGUUGCACGCUCUUCCAUUUAACAUGCCUUGAUUUAUGAAUUAUUUAAGCUCUUUUAUCGUUGUCUUAAAUUGAAUUAGACCAGCAGAAGGAUGCUUUUUUCUUAUGAAAAAUAACCUAACAUAAUAUAUACUAUAUAUAUUCUACAUAACAUCAUUGUUUGUAUCGUUUUUGAGAACAAUCAUGUGUACCAUUUUAAACAUUUAUACAGUUGUUGAUGGAAUAAAUGUAUUUACAUUUAUAA
This is a messenger RNA of Danio rerio (zebrafish), 1537 nucleotides long. NCBI's taxonomy places the organism in Eukaryota, Metazoa, Chordata, Actinopteri, Cypriniformes, Danionidae. The record is from RefSeq and is a predicted model, not a curated record.